ACCCGAGCGGGCGCGGCCACGUGGCGGGAGAGCAUGGCAUGGGAAUAGGAUCGACGUAUAUAGGCCGCCCCGGUCUCUCCAACUACAGUUUCGCAGAGAAAGAAGAACACAGAGCAGAGCGGAAUACAGAGAGAAUUCCCAGCUACGAGCUAGCAAACAGAGGCGAAUGAAUCUUCUUCAUCUCUAAAAUUCGCGUUCUUAGCCAGAAUUAUCAGCUCGCAUAAUCUUCAGGAAAGUUCAGGUCUGGUUUUGACAAUGUGCGUUGGUGUACGAGGAUUGGACUCGUUUUGGAUGCUGUCAACGAUUUCAUAUUUAAUCCGCGAUUUCAAUUGUCACGGUUUUUCUCUCCCUCGCUUCGGUUCAUUCAGGUCAGGUUGGUGGGAGUGGAGGUAGUUUCUCUGGAGUUGCUUCAAAGCGAUCAGCUGCGGGGGUAGGUGGGGCACUGUAGAGAACAGCUUCUGUGCCUUUUCUGCUUGGAGCCAAGAGGAAAUUGAAUAUGCAAACACCCAAAACAAGAACUGGCUCUUCAGAGCUCCCUCAGAGGACAUCUCCUGCAAAAACUCGAACUGUUCGGCAGCUGAAAACAGCAGGAUCCGAUUCUGAUUCAGUUCCCUCCAUGAAUCCAGUGAACAGGACACCUAAAAACAAAAGCAAAGUUGUAGAACUGAAAUUAUCCCAAAAUGCAGCAUCUCAGAAGAAGCGUACAAACAAAAUGUCUGAAAUAGAAUCACAGCUUACUCAGCUCCAGGAGGAACUGAAGAAUGCAAAGAACCAGUUGAGUUCAUCUGAAUCGAGGAAAAAGCAGGCUCGACAAGAGGCUGAAGAGGCCAAGAAGCAGUUGGCAGUCAUGACAACAAUGUUUGGGGAGUCCCAAAAGCAGCUGAUGGAACUUUCUGCUUGUGAUGACGAAAGGAUCCAAGAGCUCCGUAAGAUCUCCCAGGAGCGAGAUCGAGCAUGGCAGUCUGAACUUGAGGCUGUCCAGAAGCAGCACUCUAUGGAUUCUGCUGCCUUAGCCUCUACUUUGAACGAGAUACAGAAGCUCAAGAUCCAGCUUGAAAGGGUGGCUGAAUCUGAAGCUGUCCAGGCUAGGUAUGCAGAAUCAGCACAUUCUAAGAUACAAAAUUUACAAAUGGAGCUCAAAGAAACUCUGUCCCUCGUAGAAGAGCUGAAAGCCCAGCUUGCUGAUUGUAAAGAAUCUGAAGCUCAAGCCUUAAAAACUGCAACUGAUGCGAAGGUCCAACUGGAAGUUGCAAAGACAACUGAAGAGACUCUCAGGUCAGAAAAUCUUAAAGCCUUGGAAGCGAACAGAUCCUUGGUUGUGGAAUUGGAGCAGUCAAAAGCCCGAGUUAAUUCAUUGGAGGAACUCGUUGGCAAGCUCCAGUCUGAUCUAGGUAAUAAUACCAGCAAUAGUUCAUCAGAUCCUUUAAGGAAUACUGAUUCUGUCUCGGGAAAUGGAGAACAUGAUGAUUCGGUUCAGCUCAGAGCGGAACUUAAUCAUGUCAAAUUUGAAGUAGGUCAAUUAAGAUCUGCUCUGGAUGCAGCUGAGAGAAGGUACCAUGAGCAGUAUAUCCAAAGCACAUUGGAGAUUAGACGUGCUCAAGAACUAGCAGAGGAGUCUAAAUCAGAGUCAUCAUUGAGAGAAGCUGAACUGGAAUCAAAUUUGAAGAAGGCAAAAGCCGAGAUUGAAGAAUUAAAUGCUAAGCUGAUGGCUAAGGAAACUAAACUGCAGAGUAUUUUGGAGGAGAAUGAGAGAGUCAGUCAAAAGAUUGAGGAAAAUCAGACUAGUGAAAGGGAAUCUAAACUUGAAACGGAGAUGAAGAAGUUUGAGUUGGAUUUGUCACAUUUGAAGGCGGUUUUAUUGGACAAAGAAACAGAAUUGCAGAGUGUAACCGAGGAAAAUAAGAUGCUGAAGUCAGGAAUAAUAGACCGGGAAACAGGGCUCAACAAAGCAAACGAAGCAGCCCUUGCUUUAGCAGAAGCAGCUCGAGCUGCAGAACAAGAAGCCUUGUUGAAACUGGGCUAUUUAACAGAGGAGGCGGAUAAAAGCAGCCGAAGAGCUGCUCAAGUUACUGAGGAGCUGGAUGCAGCACAAACCUCAAAUUCAGAGUUGGAAGUCGAGUUAAGGAGAUUAAAGGUGCAGUCAGACCAGUGGAGGAAGGCAGCCGAGGCAGCCAUAGCUAUGCUUUCAACAGGGAAAAAUGCCAAGUUUGUGGACUUAACCGGUUCUCUUGACAGCAACGGCCAAUCCAUCGGGGGAGAGCUAGGUUUGCCUUUCUCAGAAGACACGGACGAUGAAUCAGCCAAGAAGAAAAAUAGUAACAUGUUGAAGAAGAUCGGUGUCCUGUUGAAGAUGGGCCAAAAGUAGCCAUGGCCUGGCAGUACGUUUUCGUUGCUGCAGAGUGCCGGGUUUUUGUCGCAGCAAAAACCAUUCUCAGAGUCUGUACAGCUACUGGAAAUGGAUGAACUCCUAGUGUUUCAUUCGUCUUACCCCUGCCAGAUAUGGCAGUUUUUGGUGGAUUCUGCAAGUGUUAUAUUCUUUCUAUUUUCUGUUUAUUAUAGUAAAGCAUCAGGUCCGCGUGCUCUAUAAGAAAAUGUAUGAGAUGCAGUUGCAUGUUUGGGAAUAGAAGCUCUGUGUCCUUGCUGUUAGGAUAAAAUGUAAAGGUGGCAUUGUGAGAAGAUUAAUUUGGUCAGUAAGUUUGCACUUUGCACUGUGCACCCUGCAUAUAAGGAAAUAGACAAUUUGCCACUUCUCGCUUUUAACACACUCCAGUAAUACUCUAUUUGGGUUUUGUAAUAAUCAUUGUAAUAGCUAUAGCGUGUUAUUUUAAUGGCAUGAUAUAACAAUAAUCAUUUUUAUAUUAAUUCCG
This is a messenger RNA of Diospyros lotus (date-plum), 2867 nucleotides long. RefSeq names its product interactor of constitutive active ROPs 2, chloroplastic-like. The coding region runs from base 497 to 2365 and encodes 622 amino acids. The transcript has 8 exons. NCBI's taxonomy places the organism in Eukaryota, Viridiplantae, Streptophyta, Magnoliopsida, Ericales, Ebenaceae. The record is from RefSeq and is a predicted model, not a curated record.